CAAUUUUGAUGGGUGUUCGUGGAGCAGUUUUAGCAGUGGUGAUAGGUUUAAUUAUUGGAUUUUUCAAGACAACAAGAAAUGAUUAUAAAUCAAAUGGAAUGGUACAACAAAUUUUUCAACCAAUUCGAGAAACUUUUGAUGAAAUUUUAUCAAGAGAAAAAGAAGGAUUAGCAUUUGCUGCAUAUAAAAAUGAUCAACUUAUUGUUGAUCUUUGGGGUGGUUAUGCUGAAAGAGCUGCAUAUCGUGAAUGGGAUCGUGAUACGAUGACAGUAGCAUUUUCGUCAACAAAAGCUGUUGGUGCUUUAAUUAUUGCAAUUCUUGUUAGCCGUGGACAACUACAAUAUGAAGAUAAAAUUGUUAAAUAUUGGCCAGAAUUUGGUGCUCAAAAUAAGGAAAAUAUUACCGUUCAAUGGAUUCUUGAACAUAAAACAAAACCGAAAUGGCCUGCUGGUACAGCAAGAGGUUAUCAUGCAUUAACAUUUGGUUGGCUAUUAGAUCAAAUUGUACGACAUUGUGAUCCAUUAAAACGUGGCAUUGCGCAAUUUUAUCGUGAUGAAAUUCAGAAAUAUAUGGAUGAUAAGGAUUUCUAUUUGGGUUUACCUCGCGAUGAACAUUAUCGUGUUGCUCGAAUUAUUCAACCAACAAUGUUUGAAUUUAUCUAUGGAAUGGCUAGCACUACGAAAUAUUAUCUACUCAUUUGGAAAUGUUUCUUGAGCUUUUUUCGUUGUGAAAUAUAUGCUACCAGCAAAUAUCCAUCAUGGCUUAGUUUUCUAGAUGAUGAGAUGCCGUAUAAUAAUCCAGCCGUUCGGGAAGUAGAAAAUGUUGCAGUAUUAGGUAUCGGAACUGCUCGAGGGCUUGCAAAUGUUGUUUCAACUAUUUGGAAGAAAAAUUUAAUAAGCGAAGAGAUUUGGAAACGAUUAAGUAUGCCGGUAGAAUAUGCAAAUGAUAGAAUAACCUAUUUCAAGAGCUAUCAUGGUCAUGGUUUCCUCUACAAACCACAUCCAAUUCGACCAAACAAGUAUGUAAUGUUUCAUCCUGGUCACGGAAGUCAAAACUUGAUCAUUGAUCCGUUCAGUAAGACAGUGGUAGUGAUGAUGAGAAAUGCUAUAGUAUGGAAACGAAGUGCGCUCGAUGAAAGUUUUGCUCUGGCAAAUAAUAUCAUUCAAAUUACUAAUAUGAAUUCUUAAAUAAUUCAAUCUGUGUAUUAUUAGCUGUAAGUGAUUCCUUUUCUUUGUUGUUCCCAUUAUUUAUCACUCUUUUAUAAAUGCAAGAAAUGUAAUAAAGAAAAAAA
This is a messenger RNA of Loa loa (African eye worm), 1291 nucleotides long. RefSeq names its product beta-lactamase, variant. The coding region runs from base 9 to 1187 and encodes 392 amino acids. The record is from RefSeq and is a predicted model, not a curated record. The transcript is spliced from 10 exons. Lineage: Eukaryota; Metazoa; Nematoda; Chromadorea; Rhabditida; Onchocercidae.